AUGAGCGUCAACGAGGAAAAGAAAGUUGAAGCUACUACGGAGCCAACGGUCGAACCAAAGACUGAGAAGAAAGUUCAAGAUGAUGAUGAGGAUGACUUGGACGACUUGUUGGACGAGUUUGACGAGCAGGUUUUGAGUAAGCCUCCAGGAUCAGCACCUCAAGCUGCUGCUGGCGAUAGCCAAGCUACCAGUACGACCAAGAAGCCUUCUGAGGGCCCUCAAGAGGAUAACUUUCAGUACGAUAUGGAGCUGCUUAUCAAGGAUCUCAACAUUGAGGACCCUAAAGCCAAAGACGAAUUUGAGAACUUGGUCAAGCAGUUUGAGACUACCCACAGAGCCGACGCCAAGAAGGCCAUGGACCCUCAAAAUUUCGAUAGCGUGAUGAAGGAUACCAUGGAGAGAUUGAAGAAGUCCGGAGAAAAUAUUGAUGAACAGUUGAAGAACGAUCCAUCCAGUUCUAACCCCGAGGACAUGCUCACACAGCUUUUGGCCGGUUUGGGAGGCGGUGCCGGUGACGGUGAUUUCGACAUGUCCAAGCUUUUGACUGAUAUGUUGGAGCAAUUGUCUUCGAAGGACGUUCUCUACGAGCCGAUCAAGGACCUCAACACCAAAUUCCCUGAGUUCUUGAAGGAGCAGAAAGACAAGCUUCCAGAGGAUGAACAUGCCAGAUACACGAAACAAUAUGAGGUUACCAAUGACAUCAUGGCUCUUUUUGAGAGUCCCGACUUCGACAAUGAGAGCACUGAAAAGCGUGAGGAGGUCAACAAACUUCUUGAAAGCUUGCAAGAGCUUGGAAACCCUCCAACUGAAUUGGUUGGAGAUGCUAAGGACUUCCCUGGUCUCGGUGACUUGGGUGCUCUUGGCGGAGGUCUCGGCGGAGGUGCCGACGGGCUUGACUUUGAUUCCAAAGACUUGCCAAAGGACAUCGAGAAGGAGUUAGAGGAGGGCUGCAAGCAGCAGUAA
Molecule: messenger RNA, 963 nt
Organism: Candidozyma pseudohaemuli
Lineage: Eukaryota; Fungi; Ascomycota; Pichiomycetes; Serinales; Metschnikowiaceae
Gene: PEX19
Product: Pex19p
Exons: 1
Coding region: 1-963 (320 amino acids)
Biological process (GO): protein import into peroxisome membrane
Cellular component (GO): peroxisomal membrane; peroxisome
Source: RefSeq, a predicted model, not a curated record